AUGGCGGCUCUCUGGAAAAGUGGUCUAUCUAUUUUGCAACGACAGCAGUAUCUGAAGUUACUGCCGCAGAGGUCCUGUAUCUGCACAUCCAAUACUUUAUGUUCUUCUAUUCAGAACAUUGAUAAAGUUCUGAUUGCUAAUCGCGGUGAAAUAGCAUGUAGAGUCAUAGAUACCUCUAAGAAGCUUGGUAUACGAACUGUUGCUGUCUACAGUGAUGUGGACCAGAAUGCAUUGCAUGUGUCAAAGGCUGAUGAAGCAUACCAUAUUGGCCCUGCUGAAGCCAAAUUAAGCUAUUUAGAUCAACGUAAACUAAUUGAUGUUGCUAAAAAGUCAGGUGCUAAGGCAAUCCACCCUGGCUAUGGUUUCCUAUCUGAAAACACAGAGUUUGCACAGCUAUGUUCAGAAGAAGAUAUCAUAUUUAUUGGUCCUCCCGCUUCUGCAAUUCGAGAUAUGGGUAUCAAAAGUCACACGGAAGUGGGUAUGCGUAUUGUGAAGAAUGAAAGUGAAUUCCAGACUCAAUUGGACUCUGCCAAAAGAGAAGCCUUAGGUGCAUUUAAAGAUGAUGUUGUUCUGUUAGAAAAAUAUAUUGAAACACCAAGGCAUGUAGAAGUUCAAGUGUUUGGGGACCAGCAUGGCAAUUAUGUUUAUUUAUUUGAAAGAGACUGUAGUGUUCAAAGACGACAUCAGAAGAUCAUAGAAGAGGCUCCAGCUCCUGGUAUCACAGAUGAAAUAAGGCAGAAAUUAGGUGUGGCUGCUGUGCAAGCUGCAAGAGCUGUCAACUAUGUUGGAGCAGGUACUGUAGAAUUUAUAAUGGACAAAAAUCAUGAUUUUUAUUUUAUGGAAAUGAAUACAAGAUUACAAGUAGAGCAUCCAGUAACAGAAAUGGUAACAGGAUUGGAUUUGGUUGAUUGGCAAUUGCAGGUUGCUUCAGGCAAACCUCUUCCUCUGAAACAAGAAGAGCUGUCUUUGAUUGGACAUGCAUUUGAAGCCAGAGUCUAUGCAGAAGAUCCAAGAAAUAGCUUUCUUCCUGGAGCAGGUAAACUGACUUAUCACAAGGCACCAGAUGUAUUGAAUGACACUGUCAGAUUAGACACUGGAGUACAGCAAGGUGACGAAGUGAGUGUUUUUUAUGAUCCAAUGAUAUCUAAGUUAGUUGUCUGGUCUAAUAAUAGAACAACGGCGUUAAACAAACUGACCAAGUCAUUACAAAACUACCAGAUUGUAGGUCUCAAGACAAACAUGGAGUUUUUGCAAAAUGUUGCGUCGCAUUCUGAAUUUCAUGCCGGUAAUGUACACACAGGGUUCAUUGAUCAACAUUAUUCAGAUUUAUUACCUGAAGUUCAAGAAUUGUCUUCCAAAGUACUUUGCCAGGCUGCCCUUGUAAUGGUCUUGGUUGAAAAUUCAAGAAGAUGCACAAUUCCAAAUUCUACUGAUCAAUAUUCGCCUUUUGCUACUGGUAGUGGAAGAAGGUUGAAUGAAACUUACAGUAGAGAAGUAAGAUUACUGGAUGGUAGUAACAAUGUUAAUGUGACAAUCACUUAUAAUAGUGGUAAUGCUUUCACUAUUAAGAUACGAGAUGAAACAUUUUGUGCUGAAGGAAAUAUUGAGUAUGAUAAUAAAGCCUAUAAGUUAAAUAGCAUUAUUGAUGGUGUUAAGUGCCUUGGAUCCGCUGUAUUUCAUGAAAAUACACUACACUAUUAUACAUUUGACAGUUCAUAUGAAAUAUCUCUACCAAAACCAGAGUUUUUAUCAGUGGGUGCAAGUGUUAUAGGCGAAGCUGUUACACCUAUGCCUUCAGAAGUUGUCAAAGUUAAUGUUACAGAUGGUGAAAGUGUUGUCAAAGGACAAAUCCUGGUUGUUGUUAUAGCAAUGAAAAUGGAACUUGGAAUCGCUGCACCACGGGAUGGAAUCAUAGAGAAAGUUUUAUGCCAGAAAGGUGACUCACUGGACAAAGAUGUGGCUGUGGUUCAGUACCAGAAAGAAGACAAGGAGACAUGAGCUAUAUAAUAAACUUUGAGAAAUAAACAAUAUAGAGAACAUUUGGAAAAACUUCUUGUUAUGAAGUUCACAGUUUGCAUUCUCAGGCAACUCUCUAACCUAACCACUAAUUUGUUUUAUGUAUUAAUAUAUAUUUUAGGCCAAAUUAUUUUUGUAUUAACACAUGGCCUGCUGACACAGUGUUUCUCCAUUCAUUUUGGCUUUUCAUGGAGGCUUUCAGCAGGUGGUGUAACACCUAUCAAUUUUAUUGGUUUCAUCAGAGUUGACUGUGUCUUCACAAAAUUCAUAAAUUUAUUUAUUCUGUCGUCAUUGACUUCUAAAAAACUAGUGUUGGUUGUGGCCUGGGUCGGUUGAUGUGGAUGUGAUGAUUGGUUGAUGUGGAUGUAAUGUUAGUCUGGAUUGGUUGGUAUCUAUGUAAAACAUUGCAAUAUUUUAAUCUGUAUAAUACACAUUCUCUGGGAAAUUAAAGUAUAAGUAACUA
Molecule: messenger RNA, 2479 nt
Organism: Saccoglossus kowalevskii
Lineage: Eukaryota; Metazoa; Hemichordata; Enteropneusta; Harrimaniidae
Product: methylcrotonoyl-CoA carboxylase subunit alpha, mitochondrial-like
Cellular component (GO): mitochondrion
Molecular function (GO): metal ion binding; methylcrotonoyl-CoA carboxylase activity; ATP binding
Source: RefSeq, a predicted model, not a curated record